Molecule: messenger RNA, 543 nt
Organism: Sporothrix brasiliensis 5110
Lineage: Eukaryota; Fungi; Ascomycota; Sordariomycetes; Ophiostomatales; Ophiostomataceae
Product: ADP-ribosylation factor-like 1
Exons: 3
Coding region: 1-543 (180 amino acids)
Biological process (GO): intracellular protein transport; vesicle-mediated transport
Cellular component (GO): cytoplasm; Golgi apparatus
Molecular function (GO): GTPase activity; GTP binding
Source: RefSeq, a predicted model, not a curated record
AUGGGUCAAAGCAUGUCGAGCAGCAUGUCAUGGCUGACGAGCUUGCUGUUCUCCAAAAAGGAAAUCCGGAUCUUGAUCCUGGGACUGGACAACGCUGGCAAGACAACACUCCUGUACCGGCUCAAGAUUGGCGAGGUGGUCACAACGAUCCCGACAAUCGGCUUUAACGUCGAGUCCGUGACAUACAAGAACCUCAACUUUAACGUGUGGGAUCUCGGCGGCCAGACGUCUAUCCGGCCCUACUGGCGGUGCUACUACGCGAAUACCUCGGCGGUGGUGUUCGUGGUCGACUCGACAGACAUCGAGCGGCUGCAGACGGCGGCCGACGAGCUGGCGGGCAUGCUGAACGAGGAGGAGCUCAAGGACGCGGCGCUGCUGGUGUUUGCCAACAAGCAGGACCAGCCGGGGGCCAAGGGCGCAGCAGACAUUAGCGAGGCGCUGCAGCUGGGCCAGUUGCGGGACCGCAACUGGACAAUCAUAGCCUGCUCUGCGGUCGAUGGCACGGGCGUGAACGAGGGCAUGGACUGGCUAGUGCAAGAGUAA